ACUCAUCCUGUCCAUGAUUCACUUUCAAGGCUGAUCCGCUCAUUAUCCUUGCAACAGAGCCUUGCGGUCCACCGCCGCGACCGGGAAACAGGCGACGGCCAAACCUCCUUCGGCGAGUCUUUCCCACGGACUCGACGCUCGGCCCUGUAGUGCAUGCGCUUUUCGCAACAACGCUCGACAGCUCGCAAGACCGCUCAACCUGACAUCUGCUCAGAAGAUCAUACGCCGCAACCACCGCUCCAGCUCCCAGCCUCCGCGUUCCUCGAACCGCAAUCCCAUCAAACCCAUCGAUCAAACCACCCCAACAACCCCCCCGCCAUCGUAACCACAACCGGCACCCACAUCGUAUGCUUCCACGCAUCCUUCCCAAUCUGCCGGUGACUCAUCCAGCCAUCACAAAUCGCAACCCCCGCUCCAGCAAGAUACGUCAGCCCCAUCGUCGUGCGACUCCCACCCGCGUACGCCGCCAGACACGUCGCGGCCAUGUAGAGGUCCCGGGAGACCCAGAAGAGGAGCAGGUUGGUGGCGAGUUUUCGGCCUUC
Messenger RNA from Zymoseptoria tritici IPO323, 542 nucleotides. RefSeq lists its product as uncharacterized. The transcript has a single exon. The coding region runs from base 154 to 381 and encodes 75 amino acids. The record is from RefSeq and is a predicted model, not a curated record. Lineage: Eukaryota; Fungi; Ascomycota; Dothideomycetes; Mycosphaerellales; Mycosphaerellaceae.